AAAUCUAAUCUAAUCCUUCCGAUCCCCUCCUUUUAUGUUCUCUCCCUCUCGCUCAAUUUCGACUUCUAGGGUUAGGGUUUCUCUUUCCUUAGACGAGACUCCCAAACUCUCUUCUUCUCUCUGCAAUUAGCAGUUGUUCUAUCCCUUGUUCGGUACGAUGCUGCCUGCACCUGGUGUUGCCCCUCACAAUAUGCCCCACCAAGCCCCUCAGUACCAGCAACAGCAACCCCCUUACAUGAUGAUGCCGCCGCAGCCGCCCCAAGCCCAGCCCGUGCCUCAGAUGUGGCCUCAGCAGCCCCAGGUGGGUUCGCCCCAGGGUCAACCGCCUCAGCCAGCCAACGCGGAUGAGGUCCGUACGCUCUGGAUCGGAGACUUGCAGUACUGGAUGGACGAGAACUAUCUUUAUAAUUGUUUUGCUCAUACAGGCGAGGUUUCCUCGGUGAAAGUCAUUCGGAACAAGCAAACCGGUCAGUCUGAGGGUUACGGCUUUAUUGAGUUCUUGACACGACCAGCGGCAGAAAGAGUACUGCAAACAUAUAACGGAACCCCGAUGCCCAAUGGGGCACAAAAUUUUAGAUUGAACUGGGCAUCAGCAGGGGAGAAGCGGCAAGAUGACUCUCCUGAUUACACAAUUUUCGUAGGGGACUUGGCUGGUGAUGUUACUGAUUAUGUUCUACAAGAGACAUUUAGGGCGCGAUACACCUCUGUUAAGGGUGCCAAAGUUGUGAUUGACAGGCUCACCGGACGCACUAAAGGUUAUGGGUUUGUUAAGUUUGGAGACGAUAAUGAACAAAUACGUGCUAUGACUGAGAUGAAUGGGGUCCUCUGUUCAUCCAGGCCAAUGCGAAUUGGACCUGCUGCUAACAAGAACACUUCUGGAAGUCAGCAAUAUGCGAAAACUUCAUACCAGAGUCCUCAAGGGUCUCAAAAUGAGAAUGAUCCAAAUAAUACAACUAUAUUUGUGGGGAACUUGGAUUCUAAUGUGACAGACGAACACUUGAGACAAGUUUUUAGCCAGUACGGGGAACUGGUGCAUGUAAAGAUCCCUGUAGGUAAACGAUGUGGUUUUGUUCAAUUUUCCGACAGAAACUGUGCGGAGGAAGCAUUACGCAUGUUGAACGGAACACAAAUAGGUGGGCAGAACAUUAGACUUUCAUGGGGCCGUAGUCCUUCAAAUAAACAGGUACCUCAGGCGGAUCCUAACCAAUGGAAUGGAGGUGGCUAUUAUGGUUAUGGGCAAGGAUAUGAAAACUACAGUUACGCUGCUGCUCCGCAGGACCCUAACAUGUUCUACAGUGGCUACGGUGGGUACGGUAAUUACCAGCAGCCAACACCACAGCAACCGCAGCAACAGCAAGGAGGAUACAUGUAGAUUUGAAGUUUUGUUUACUCUGUGCCCUGGCCUCCCUCCCCCUACCGAGUCUUCUCCCCCUCUUACGUGAUUGGCUAAAGAUUUUGGAAAAGUUAUUGCCUUCCUUCCUCCCAUUCUCUCUGAACUCUUUUAUUCUCUAUUUUACCAAUAACUCCGGAUGACAUGAAUUGCCUUUAUUAUUAUGUUUUUCCUUAGAAGUUUGGUUGUGUGCCUUGUGUUUAUUUUAAUUCGAUGAUUAAAUCCUUGUCUUUUGAAGAAGAGGGUCAAUCUGAAAGCACACUAGAUUAGCAGUAAGUGUUCCUACCGAUUUAUACAAUGGCAUGACCAACUGAUUAUACAGUC
Momordica charantia (bitter melon) is the source of this 1714-nucleotide messenger RNA. Its product is annotated as polyadenylate-binding protein RBP45. Gene Ontology annotation, cellular component: cytosol. The record is from RefSeq and is a predicted model, not a curated record. NCBI's taxonomy places the organism in Eukaryota, Viridiplantae, Streptophyta, Magnoliopsida, Cucurbitales, Cucurbitaceae. Gene Ontology annotation, molecular function: mRNA binding.